AUGUACCGCCCCUACUUUAACCUUGUCAAGGGCACCUCUCCUCCCCACCGGCGGGCACUUACUAGGGGUUGCUGGCGCACCUUCUUUUGCCGCUCUGCUCGCUCGGUCGUGCCGCCCUGCCCGCUGUUUGCCGAAACGUCCGCACCUAACGCCCACAUAGGCUCCGACCGCCAAGUCAAGCCGUCCAAGCAAAAGCCACGAAGCCAAGCCCACGACAACGAGUGCGAUUUAAACCGCCCUGUUGAUGAUCCACAAAAUACUAUGCUGCUCCUACAUCAGAUUGGAAGCGUCAAGAUAGGCGAGGUUGUGCGCUACACCGUCACCUACACACCCUCCAACGACCGCAUCCUACCCUCGCCCGAGUGUCUACACCUGCGAAUCAGGAACUCGUCCUCCACCGCCUUGCGCGCCGCCUUUGUCCACGGCCCUUAUACCCUCUCCGUCGCCGCUUACCCCUCGCACUACGAUCCAAACAAGAAGUUUGCCCAACCCCGUCGGUAUGGCGUUCCCGAAUUCGAACCCAUGCUCAAGGCCGGCGGCUCAUGGGCCUGCCGCCUGCUCGUCCCAGAUACCAUUCGCCAGUCUGCCGGUUCCAAUGUGACCAAGGGUUAUUUUGGCGGAAGCUCUACUCCGACAAACCCCACAUCGCCUGGCGUCCCGCCGGGCAUGGACCUUGAAACGCAACCGCCGGACUCGGUGUCAUGGAUCAUUGAGGUCUCGAGCCAGGUGAUAUUCUCAACCUCCGCUGCCGUUCACUACGAGAUCCUACUAGCUCGAGACGAGAAGUCUCUUCAUCUGGGCAUUCCGGGCGUCUCCGUCAUCGGGGGCUCCCAUGUCCACCUGCCGCAGCCUGGAAAGAUCAGCGAUUUCCAGCCGCCGCCUCCUUCGCCACACGACGAACUGGUCCAGAACAAUCAAAGACCUCAAAAAGGUGUCUUUUCAAGCGCCAUCUUCAUCAAGGUUGAGGACACUGCUGCGUUGUGGGACACCCCAAAGCUGGCGAGUUUCGAGGAGCCUAGGAAACUGAAAGACAAGGUUGGGACGUCGAUACAGCCAAAUGGGGAGACGACAGGGACUGAAAUCACACAACCAGAAGCACCAGAUGCCCCUCCAAAUGCUGAUACCACUAGCCAAGCUCGGCCAUCAAAUACUUGCCAAGAAGAAAGCAAUAGAAAGAAAGCGCCUGACAGGCGUCAGAAGGUUCACCUAGUUGUUCUGACUCACGGGCUUCAUAGUAAUUUGGGAGCAGAUAUGCUGUUUCUCAAAGAAAGCAUAGAUGCCGGUGUCAGACAAGCAAAGAUUGAUGCCAAGCAAAGGCGGGCAAGAGAGGCUAGGGAAAAGCGGGAAAGGGAACAGACGAAAGGGAAGAGCCAGGAUGAGACGGCAUUGAAUGAAGAUGGCUCUGGUUCAGACACUCCAAGACCAUUACAUCAAGCCGAAAAGAGCCAAACUCCUGCCGAAGCCGAAGUCUCUGAUGAUGAGGUCGUUGAUGACGAUGAAGAGGUGGUCGUGCGAGGCUUUUCUGGUAAUGCAACUCGCACAGAACGCGGCAUCAAGUACCUGGGUAAAAGACUUGCCCGAUAUGUGCUUUCCAUGACUUACCCAGACCAGCCGUAUCUGCCCGCAUCUCUGGCGAAUGUCACGAGUGGCGGGACAUCGGCUCACAAGAACAGCAGCAUCCGCAAAGAGCCAAAGGAAGAUGAUCUGCGAGCCCACCGCAUCACCAAGAUUAGCUUCAUAGGUCAUUCUCUUGGUGGCCUUGUGCAAAUGUACGCGAUAGCCUACAUUCAAAAGCACUCGCCCCAGUUCUUCACCCUCAUCGAACCCGUGAACUUCAUUGCUCUGGCUUCGCCUCUGCUGGGACUGAACCAUGAGAACCCACUCUAUUUGAAAUUUGCACUCGACUUUGGAUUGGUAGGCCGCACAGGUCAGGAUCUUGGCCUGACAUGGAGAGCCCCAACAAUUGCGCGAAGCGGUUGGAGCGCUAUAGUCAGCAAUCUUGGAGAGAACGCACACAAGAAAUUGCUUGGCGAGACGGAGGAAUCAAAACCGUUGCUCCGUAUCCUUCCUACGGGGCCGGCGCACCUCGCGCUCAAGGCCUUUCGCAACCGAACCCUAUAUUCAAAUGUCGUCAACGACGGGAUCGUACCGCUGCGGACCAGCUGUCUGUUAUUUUUAGACUGGCAAGGAAUUGGACGCGUGGAGAAGGCGCGCCGCGAGGCUGGCCUCGUGGAGACUGUCGUGGGCUUUGGCUGGUCGGAGCUAAUGGGCGCCAACGUAACGUCCCCGAGGUCAGCAUCAUGGCCCGUCAAUACUUCUGAAGAUGAAGACGACGGAAAUGAUGAGACGAAGCGGAAGAAAAAACAUGGGCGGGGAGACAAUGGUUCCUCGGGUCUGACGAUUGAUCCCGGCGGGACAGGCUCUCCAUGCGAGGAUGGUGCAUUGACACCACUUGCACCCAACUCACACGAGGUACCCCAACCCUCUGGCAACGCUAUUCUGGAAGACGAUAGACAGAGCAUCAGGUCCGUGCCGACGACCUCAUGGGCUGGCAUGACAUCAGGCUCAAUGACAGCCGCCAACCCAUUCACAGGCUUCUUCAACCUCUUCCGGAAAGACGAGCCCCCAAAGCCUUCGCCACCCAACCACAAGCAGGCCAAGAUACUCAAGCGAAGUCAGACCCUGGCCAGCGAAGCUUCGAACUUGGCAUCAUCCUCCACCUCGAGAGUCACAACAGGGCACGAGCUCAACCAUGAGGGAGAAGACAGUAUGGCUGCGCCGCCGAGAACAACUCUGUUCGAAGCGGCAGGUGACCUGCUGAACCCUAAGCUGCCUUCUGUCGAGUACCUGAUUGAUCCUUCGAAACGUCCUCGCACCAUCUUCCACGACCGUGUAUACCACCCUAGCGACAUACCGCCCCCGCCACUGAAGAAGCGCCCAUCGUCUUCAUCCAGUCGCCGUAAAAAGCCCGCCCGAAUCGAUUCAGCAGAGACUGGGGUUUCUACGUCGUCCAAGAGCCCACACUCGUCCCCAAUCACAUCGCCAACUACCCAGUCACGCAAGGGUUCCCUGGGGUCAUCAACUAAUGACUACGACGAUACAGCCAACACCAACCCUGCGAAGGGGCCUGAUGAGGUUAUAGAUAGCGCAGGAAUGCGCGUUGAAGAGAAGAUUGCCAGGGCUUACCACCGAGGUCUUUCCUGGCGCAAGGUCCUUGUCAAGUUGGAACCAGAUGCGCACAACAACAUCAUCGUCAGGCGCAAGUUUGCAAACGCCUUUGGAUGGCCUGUAGUCCAGCAUCUCGUGGAAGCGCACUUCAGCGACUCGGCUGUUGCACGCAAACCGGACAGCGCCGAGCCCAGUACGGAAAGAGCGAAGGAUGUUGGCUUGAAUCCAGACAGCCAUGGCAGGGAAACAAAGCAGCAGCCCGAGACUGCACAAUUCGAUACUUCGAUCCAGUCUGCGACAUCCGGGACACAUUUGGACCAGCAAGUAACCAGCAAAACAAGCGCUGCGCAAGGCGGUGAUUUUGGUAAACUCAACCCUGAAGCUCUGUCAGCUCCGGACCUAGACCGAACCCUAAGCGAGAGACGUGAGGCUACGGACAAGGUCUCUGAGCUGCCGAAUACCCCGCCCAAAAAAUCCAACAGUAUUCCCUUGAUGAGACACGGAAGUGGCAGCAGCAAUAGCAGCAACGGUGGGACAAGCCCCGGCAGCCGUAAAGUUGGGGACGAGUCGGCGAGGCCUGCUUACGACCGGCUAGACUCGAUGACGUGGAGCGAAAGAGACUGGGCCGACAGUGACGACGACAGCGAACUCGAGAUCGGUGCUACCAAUGGAUUCCUGGGACAGGGAUUGUUCAGGAAAGGCACAUCGAAGAACGUGACUUCUAGCUCUGGUGACGCCGAGGGCAACGGCACUGCGAAAGUACACGGGGCAGGCUGGAAUUGGACUGAGAAGAUUGUCGGCAAGGGGCCAACCAGGAACAAGGCCAUGUCCCCACGGAGUCAAGCGUUUCCUCCACAGUCUGGCAGUGAUUCUUUCGAGAUCGGAAGCAGGGCUGCGGCACAAACCAAAGCGGCACAGAAUGAUGCCGAUAAACCUGCACAGCAAGCUCAAUAACUGAGCAAGUAAAUAAGCAGUACAUGUAUUACGGCGCCGAUGUAGUUUGUUCGACCACACUUUUUUUUGACGGUGGGAGUAGUGUAAGGGCGCUUCUUUCCGUGUUUUAGUCUGUACUUUUUUUUUUUAGUAUUCUAUAUGAAACAAAACUUGGGCUCAUGCUCUCCCAUCCACGCAAUAAAACGUCUGGAAUCU
Molecule: messenger RNA, 4317 nt
Organism: Pyricularia oryzae 70-15
Lineage: Eukaryota; Fungi; Ascomycota; Sordariomycetes; Magnaporthales; Pyriculariaceae
Exons: 3
Coding region: 1-4122 (1373 amino acids)
Molecular function (GO): monoacylglycerol lipase activity
Source: RefSeq, a predicted model, not a curated record